AUGGGGGUUGACUACUACAAGCUCCUGCAGAUCGGCGAGGACGCCGGCGAGGAGGAGAUUAGGAAGGCCUACCGGCGGCUGGCCAUGAAGUGGCACCCCGACAAGAACCCCCGCGACAAUAAGGAGGCGGAGGCCAAGUUCAAGCAGAUCUCCGAAGCUUGCGACGUAAUACAGCGCCGCCCAUCUCUCUCUCUCUGUCUCCUGUUCUCGCUGAUUUCACGAAGCCCUUGUGAUGGUUUCGACGUCGCAGGUCCUGACCGAUCCGCUCAAGCGGGCAGCGUAUGACGAGCAGUGGGGGAGGGGAAGGAAGGGGAAGGUUCCGCCGGCGGCGGGAGGAAGAGGGGGGGGCUCCUCCUCCGACGGCGACGAGAUGUUCUCAGAAUUCUACGGGUCCUCCGGCACGUUCCGCCGCGGCGGCGGCGGCGGAGGCAGUGGGAGAAGGGCGAAAUGGUUCCCCGGCGCUGCGCCGGCGAGGUUCGGAGAGAACCUCUUCAGGAAGAUCUUCGGCGACGAGGAGGACUUCGCUAGCUACCAGCAGCCCAGGAAGGCGGAGCCCAUCGAGAGGUACCUUUCUUGCAGCCUCGAAGAACUCUUCAACGGAACCACGAAGAAGAUGAAGAUCACCCGCCUGAUCCUCGACGCCAGCGGGUCGGUGAUUAAUUCUUCCAUCCUCAGAACAAAAAAGAAAAAUAGAUCCUCCCUUGCGAAGUUCUCAUCAUCUUGAUGAUCAUGGUUUUCGGCUCUGAGCAGGAGGACGUUACCAGUGGACGAGAUCCUGCCGGUGGACAUACGGCGGGGGUGGAAGAAGGGGACGAGGAUCACCUUCCCAGAGAAGGGCGACGAGGCGCUGGACUUCGUCCCUGCGGACAUCGUCUUCAUCAUCGACGAGAAGCCGCACGGAGUUUUCACGAGGGAGGAUAACGAUCUCGUCUUCACGAAGAGGAUCUCCUUGGCGGAGGCGCUGACCGGGUUCACCGUCCGCCUGACGACGCUCGACGGAAGGGAGCUCGCCGUCGACGUCGACGACGUCGUCCACCCUGGCUACGAGAAGGUCGUCGCUGGCGAGGGGAUGCCGGUGGGGAAAGACUCUUCACGGCGGGGGAACCUCAGGAUCCGCUUCGUCACCGUGUUCCCGGCGAAGCUCACGGCGACGCAGAAGUCCGUCGUCCGGCGAAUGUUCACCGGAUAA
Molecule: messenger RNA, 1189 nt
Organism: Spirodela intermedia
Lineage: Eukaryota; Viridiplantae; Streptophyta; Magnoliopsida; Alismatales; Araceae
Source: the annotation of a GenBank genome assembly